AUGGGAAGUCCAACUUUCGCAACACAUGUAUUUAUUGAGAGACUCAUUGGCAUAAAGAAAUCUCUACAAGUGGUGAAAAGUAAACUCUACUAUUUUUGUGAACACAUUGAAGAAACCCACUUAAAAGACUCUCUAAGGAAAGUUUUUGAUUAUAUUCCAACUUUGUCAUUAGCAGUGCCUGAGAGGAAUGCCAGAGCUGACUCAGAUCUGCUACCUGGAAAUAAUUCACUAAACCAAAAUGAAGGUAUCCUUAUUAAUCAGCCGAAGAAAUAUGGUAUAUUUCAACCUUAUCCCAUUUCCGAAACAAUCAUUGUCAAGAAAAUGCCAUUAAAGAAGAAAAAGUCAGAUGAUUCCAGUGACCCAAAGUCUACAAAUAACGAUAAACGUCCAAUUCAGAUUCUCAUUUUCGAAUUAGAUAAGGCCAUACAGAACCUAUAUGUAGUAAUUGAAUCCCUUGUAGACACACUGGAAAGGCAUCAGAAGUCAGACAACAUGAAAAUGAUAUUUCCAAUUGACCGUGUUUCAACCAAGGAGAAUAUCAGCUUUCAUCGUGGUAUUUUGGACCAUGAUCCAUAUGACGACAGAGAAGCUUGCAUCGGCACUCUUUUAAACAAAUCAACACAUUGGUCUUCUGAUCUUCCGAAAAAGAAAGACACCUCUGAAGUUUUUACCGAAUUCUAUGAAAUCUGGAAGCAAGUCGAAGGCGACCCAUUAGCUUCUGCUGAAAAGUACUCACAACUCACAAACGAAUACCUGGCAGUACUUCAAAGGCCAGACAGAGGAUCAAUGUUUUCAAUAAAAAAAAGCAACGAACCUUCUCUCUUCGAUGCUGUUGAUUUGGAACGUUCAACCUGGCAGUUAAUACAUGCUCUUUACAGCGAUCGAAUUUGCCACGUUGAUUCCCCGCUAAAUACUCAAUCUCUGAAGCCAUUUUGCCAUUCUGAAAAGGAAAUUGUUGGCCAUUUAUAUGAUACUGAUAGUGAGCUUCGAGAAACUCAGAUUAUUGUUGAUUGGCUGGAAGGUAAAGUUCGAGAAGAGAUUGUGAAAGUUGCUGGGAAAUAUGAAUGCCUUUUCAACGAAUCUACAAUUUGGGAGAAUACACGCCAUCUCAUUGAAAAUAUGGGUGUCAGCGAUAUGAAGGCUAAGCAUAUCAUUUCUCAACUGUUCCCUGAUGCACCAUACAUUGGUGAAGGCACUUUGGCCCAGAAGGAUAUUGAGAAUGAAAAUAGGUACCUAAAUUAUCUGUUUCUUUGUGUUCGAGGUGGUGAUCUACAACGGGCCCAACGCAUUUGUCUUCAGCGUGGAGAUAUCACUCGUGCCGUCGCUAUGGAAGCUUGGCGUCCUUUCCAUAGUAGUUACUUGUCAGAAGAUAUCACUCAUCCAGACAAUCAUGUUGUAGAAGGCAAUGCUAGUCGUGUCCUCAGUAAAUCGGUAGCUUGGUGGAGUGCAGAGAAUCCCGCUCUCAAUGUGCAUGAACGAGCAAUAUUCGCUGCACAGUCGGGAAAUCUGAGUGCGCUGCUAGAGGCUGUGACCUCAGGCAGUUGGGAGGAUUUGUUGUGGGCACACUGCCGUGCCCUUGUUGAGUCUCGGGUUGAUGCCUCAUUACGUUCAAAGUUAGAUUGCGGACCGAGAGCAGAUACUCUUGUAAGUGCUCCAUCUUCCUUGUCACUCUCAACAUUUAUUCAUUUUAAAUGGCAGGCGUUUUGA
Rodentolepis nana is the source of this 1707-nucleotide messenger RNA. The record is from the annotation of a GenBank genome assembly. Lineage: Eukaryota; Metazoa; Platyhelminthes; Cestoda; Cyclophyllidea; Hymenolepididae.